CAACCUCUGAUGUGGACAUAAUCUGACACAGAGGUACCAUCCAUCCAUUUUGUUCUUUCUGUGGGAACAGCUCAGCUGUUAAGUACAUCUAUCCAGUACAAAUGUUUCUACAACACAAAUUUCAAAGGAAUUGUAAAAUCCAAACAAUGUAAGUUUUUCAUGUAGACAGAACUUAAAAAACUGAGCAAAAAUACUGGCUGGAGAAAGGAAAGAAAAUAUCAAUUAAUGGUGCUGAUGAAGAAAAAACCCACAGCAAGUUUCCAGUGUUAGAACUGCUGAUCCCAUGCAUAUAUUACUGGAGUGUUUUUCUGUAGUUGUCUAGCUUCUCUGAAAGCAAGAGUUAAAAAUACAAAGAAAAAAUACUUAAAAUUACUGAAAUGUGAAGCACAAUAACUUAUUUAAAAACCAGGUGACAAAAAAACUUGACAUAUGGAAUCUGCAGUGAAACACACAUAAAUUAUUUCCCAAAGCUGAUUUUUAAUUCUUCAGGUGUUCAGAGCAUCAGCCUUUGCUAUGGGUUGCUCCUAUGAGGAAGACUACAGAGAUAUAGAAAAAACUUGUGUUCACAUUGAGUAUAAGAAAAGUUAAUCUUUCUGAACAGAGCACAUACAUAAUUCACAUGUCAAAUCAGCUCUUUGAACAGGAAUUCUAAAGGCACAUGCAUAUCUAGGAAAUAUAAUAAGGCAUUACCCCAACAAAAUAAGGGGUAAGAAAACAACCAGAGUCCAUGUGGCAUCACCUAAUCACCUCAAUUUUGCAGAAACGCUCGUAAGUGAGAAAUGAAGGCUCUUUGGGAGUUAGAGACACAUCUUUAACAAAAAUUUCUAAAGGAAAAAAGCACAUAAUCUAGAAACAGUGUACUGCUUCAGAGCCAAAGAGCUCAAUUUGCAAUCUCAAGGCCAGUGGGCAAUAAUUUCUGCUUCUGAAACAAAACACAGCACUCCUCAGCUCCAUUAUAGAUGCUGUUUUCUUUAGACCCCAGGAAAGCUGCUUGGUUACUAUAGCAACAGAUACAGGAGAAAGCUUUUCAUUUGUAAAUGGCCACUCCUUUAAAAUAAUACAUGCUAUUUUUCCCAUACUUUUAAUAUGCAUCAAAUAGAGAGUAGAACUAUGAAAGCCAAUAGAGUACACAAGAGCACUUAAAAUUCACUAGUUGAUUUGAUGAUAAUUUUACUACUAAUGCUUUUCCCCCCACCAAUUAUGUUAGAAAUAUUUACAAAAUAACACUGAAGUCUUACAAAAUAAUGAAUAUGAAAAUCAUUCAACUGAUACAUCCCAAACUGUCAACAGUACAGCAAUUAUUCACCCCUUACUGUUUUAGUGCAUCUGUACAAUGAAGGUUUAUGUUCUGGUGGGGUAGGAGGCACACAUAACAGAGUACAAUUUAAUUCACACAAGUCUGCUGCCUUGCUAAUGAAAUCAACACUCUAAAUCAGAAUAAGCUUAAAUGAGACAAUUUUUCUAAUUGUUGACAACAAAGGUCUCAUAAUGGGCAAUACAUGUACCUUGCAACGGGGCUAUAUUAAAAGCAAACCCACAUGACUUUUCCUCAAGAUGUAAUUUACUCAUAGGGAACUAAAACUGAAGCAGAACAAUUUCAUUAAAACAAACUGUUUGAGAUCCUACUGAGAUAGUUCUAAGCCAGCACUUUCACAAUCCAAGUAUUCAGUAGCAUUUUAUCUGUCUACUACAAACAAACGUUAGGUCUAACACCAGAUAUGUGCAACUCAUAGCAAUCUUGUCCAGAUGAGAGUUUACUUUUGGCACACUUCCAGCAGAAAGUAACUAUGCCUCUGCACUAAUAAAAAUAAUUUCUGUGUAAGAAGCAGCUCCGCAGUAACUCCAUUCACACCAGGCUCACAAACAGAAUCACAAGAGACCCAAAGUCAGGUACAGAGCCUGUGGGUAAAUCAUUGCUGCAACAAGCAAGACCUUUCUCACAACUUCUUGAUUUUUCAAACCAACUUGUGAAGGCCACUUCUCUGAAGUGCUGCAUUUACCAUGGAAGCCUUACCACUAGCUUUAUUCCCUUAUCCUUUUAUACAGCCUUAUACAAAGCUAACAAGUUAUAGGAUAACCCAUGGAAGGCUAAAGCUAUUAAGGAACAGAUAAGCAAAGCCUGCAGUAGAAUAGAAGUGUCCUGCUGCUCCAAUUAAAAAUUAAAAUAAAUUACACAGUUCUUUUCUAGGAAAUUUAAACUCUUAAUAAGAUUAUCUGUGAUAAAAAAAACCCCAACAACUGACAAACAACAAAACUCUCUGGCUCCACUGCAACUUAAAUUAUUUCCCCCCAGUCUGUAAGUCUACAGUUUCUGGAUUCUCCAGAUUUUACUUCAUUUAAUCACUGCUCACACUUUCUAUCACAGAACCUGGAUAUCAUUAUGUAUUUAGGACUAAGGGCUGCCGUCUGUUUUAUUCCAUAAUCUCUUUGCUUUCCCUUACUGAGUGUUUUUCAAACAAAACUCAUUAAACAAAGUACUCCUUUAUUCUCGGGUAGAUGGAACUAAGAGAGGGAACAAACAGCAGUAAUGCACUCGCUGUGGAGAACAGAAAAAAAACAACAUUCCAAGAAAUUUUGAUAAUACAUGCCAAUGCAGUUUUAUAUGAGAAGGGAUAGUCCCAUUCAAGAGAAACUGCAUUUUCCAGGACAUCUACAGUGAAGAAAACAUCCAGACCUCACAACCAGCACCCGCUGCAGCUUGGCUACGAAGCUCCCAGUUACUGAUUUCCACGAGAGAAAAGGAAGACAAAAGGUGACAGAAGAUAACCAUCAUGGCAUCAGCAAGCCUGCAGUUCUUUGCUUUUAUUCUGGCUCUGUUUGGUGUUUUCGGAGAUAUCGCAGCCACCUUGCUACCACACUGGAAGGUAAACGCAGAUGUUGGCUCAAAUAUCAUAACAGCUAUAACACAGAUGCAAGGACUCUGGAUGGACUGCACAUGGUACAGCACUGGGAUGUUCAGCUGUACCCUGAAAUACUCCAUCCUCUCUCUCCCAGUCUACAUCCAGGCUGCACGGACCACCAUGGUACUGUCGUGUAUCCUAUCAGCCUUUGGGAUCUGCAUCACUACAGUUGGAAUGAAAUGCACAAAGUUGGGAGGGGACACUGACAGCAAAAAUAACGCUUGUUUUGCUGGAGGAAUCUGCUUCAUUCUUGCAGGAAUCUCUGGAUUAGUACCAACAUGCUGGUACACGAGAGAAAUUAUUUCAAAUUUCCUGGACCAGACCGUUCCAGAGAGUAGUAAACAUGAACCGGGAGGAGCAGUUUAUACUGGAUUCAUCUCGGCAGGGUUUCUGCUUAUCGCAGGUGUGAUCUUCUGCUCUUCCUGUUUUAAAAGGCAGCAAGGAACAUGGAUUUACCCUCCAAAGCAGCACCAUUUCCCAUCCACAGAGCAGGAGAGCAAUGCAGGUUACAGCCUGAAGGACUAUGUAUAAAUAAUUAUUUCUAUCCAAUGAAGUAUUUGUAUUCAUUCAAGUGGGUUUUUUGUGUGUUAACUGUAGUUUGAUUAUUUCAAAGAACGUGUAACAUAGCACUUAACCUUUCCUAUAUCUGGGUUGCAAGGUAUUUCAUUCAUUUAUCCACAAAAAGGAAAAAGUAGGAAAAGAUACUUGUCUGCUAUAAGAGUACUCAUUUGUUGAUUUUUCAAACCUUUCUGACUUCCCAAGUAACAUUUAUUGAAGAAAAAGGAACUGUUUUAAAAACAUAACUGACUGUACAAUUCAUGCAUCGAUAACAGCAUGUAACAGCAAAGAUGAUUAAAAACUAACUGCUUUCUGUUUAAUGAAUCAGAUUUUCAAUAACAUAUGGCUUUUUAUAGUGCAUUUCACAUUUUUCUCUUGAUUUUAUGUAUGAUGCAAGGUAAAAAACCCAGAAACUAUUUGUUCAAGAAGCCCAGUUCAAAGGUUUCUAAAAAGUAGACUCAUCCGUCUUUCAUUUUCAAUUGUAAAUCGCCUUGGUAAGUAGAUUUUUGUAAAAUAAAAACCAACAAACAAAUAAAAAAUAUAUACACAAAAAAAUCAACCAACCAAGACAAAUCCACAACAAAAGCUCAAGGCUUCAAACCUUAGCUGUAGUGUAUACUCUGCAUAUCAGGAUGAAGGAUCAGCAGUACCAUUCAGCUCUUGCCAAACCCAGCUCUCCUGCCCCAAACUGCCACCUGCUGUGGGUUUCAUUUAUUUCAUUUAUUAUUGUUAAAAAGGAAAGUGUGCUGGACAUUCACCAACUGCUACUAAUCUAUCACUAGACAGUGAAUGUUAGAGAUGAGGAGCAGAACAAGAGAAAUAACUGUGAAAACACCUGCAAACUGUAACAAACAGGACAGAAACCAAAUUAUGUAUGGUCAAGAAACAUCUGUAAACAUUCUGGCUUACACUUGCUAAAGGUAGUUAUGAACAGCUCAAAUAACACAGUAACCACUUACUGACUUCUGAUUUCCACAUUUCUAACCUUCUGAAAGAACCCUUUAAGUCCUUUUAAUUAUUCCUGUAGGAUCUGUUCCAGACCCAGUCCCAGAUAUUCUAUUACUGUAACACGUACAACACAGCAGUGAUAAAGAGACAGCUUCUUUAUUUUUAACUGUCUUAUUUUGAAUAAUUACCUUUAAACUUUGUCUUUAACUUUUUCUUUCACCACACAGAUUUUGUCAUGUAUUGCUCAUUGGCAAAGUAUGUUCUACCUAAAUACUUCUGUAAGUGAGGACCAAUAUCAAGAAUGAAAAGGGGUAUGAUACAGGCCUUUAAAUUUAAGAAUAUAAUGCUGGACGAGUCUUUCAAUAAAAUCAACUGCUAUUUAUUCUGCGUAUUUAUACACACCUUUCAUUCCCAUAGUACUAGUCUGAAAUUUGCUAAAAGACUGUGAAGGAGCACAAACAUUACAUGUUUAGUAUGUUGGAAAAAGAUCUGUUAUAGUGUUUGGGAAAGUGGACUUAUCAUGUUAACAUUCUUUAUUCACAGAGAAUCUUCAUUUUUCAGACAGGGAACAGGAUUAUAUCGUUUUUAUUCUACUGUUACAUAGCUAUUUUGAGUUUCCUAUGUUUUAAUCAAGGAUCUUGUUUUGUACUCUUCCUAAUUCAAUUAUCAGCAGUUAUUACAUAUUGCAGAGACUUCACUAUGACCAAAAAGCCAAUUUCUUUUUUCCCUAGACACAAUGCUGUGCAGCACCAUUACAUUAACCAAGAAUUUUUAUGUCUCCACACUCAUAGAAAUGGUGAAUUAAUAUUCAUGCAUCAAGCAAUGAGGUAAGCAAUUCCUUCUCACAGACAUGCAUCUCCACCUUUAUAAAGGGGUUUGACAUGACACUAAGCUGUGAUCAUUACCAUGUAUGUGAGUUAAAUCUGUUUGCAAAAUUUAUAAUCAAGAGGCAUUUUUACAUGAGGGUGUAAGAAAAAGGUAAUAACAUACCAUGAGCAUAACAAAAUGUUCAUUGGUUACACAUGCUGCAAAAUUUUCUUCCUUAAACUUUAUAAAAAGGUAGGUGUACUUCAUAUUGCUAUGAAACAAAAAUCAAGGACAGAGCUAUUUCAUUCACAGUACGCUGCAAGAGCUUUCCAAUAAAACAGAUUCUAUGAGAAAUGGUAACAUCUAAAACCAUGUCAGUUGACAUCUAAAAGAACAAGGACAAAACAGAAGAUCAGUCUACAACAGAAGUUUGAAGGAAACAAAAUAAUUGUGAAAACAGGUGCCAGUCCUGUCUGAAAGAAUUGUACUUUCUGCUUUUGCAGUAUAAGCAAUACUUAUUUUAACUCAAAAAAUACAUCAAAUAAAAAUAUGCCUGUCUUUAGUUGUACUGCUUUUUUUUAUUCCACAGAGCACAAACUUCCUCUAGGCCAUGCAUAUACCAGGAUAUUUAUCACAACUCUGUGUGUUACCUCUCUUGGUCAACUAUGGCCUUUCCAGUACAGGAAAAUGGAAAUAUCAGUUAGAGCUUCCCAAUUCCAGGACACAGUCUGCAAGACUUUUAACUACGUUAGCUCUAUUAGUACUCAAAUUGUACCCACCACUGAGAAAUCCCCAACAUAAAACUGGAAUUU
This is a messenger RNA of Parus major (Great Tit), 6025 nucleotides long. It is a transcript of the gene CLDN20, whose product is annotated as claudin 20. The transcript has 2 exons. The record is from RefSeq and is a predicted model, not a curated record. Gene Ontology annotation, cellular component: plasma membrane; bicellular tight junction. Lineage: Eukaryota; Metazoa; Chordata; Aves; Passeriformes; Paridae. Bases 2772 to 3431 code for a protein of 219 amino acids. Gene Ontology annotation, molecular function: structural molecule activity. Gene Ontology annotation, biological process: cell adhesion; bicellular tight junction assembly.